GAACGGCGACGGGGACAAAGGGGCCAGCGGCGUCGUGCUUGGCCACGAAGGCGAGGCGGCGGCUAGGAAGCCUGAACAAGCCAAUGUUAGAAGAGUGAGGGAAGGUCUACAUGCUAAUAUGCCAAGGUGAGACAAUCCAGCGUUGGAUCAGAAAUUAAAGACUGAGAUUUUACGUGUGCACCAUGUGCACCGAUCAGUGAUGUGCACAGGAUACGCCGCCGAUCCCCUAUUCCCCUCCCUCCACAGCCUCCUCUCUUUCUCUCUCCCGACUCCUCAACAUCGCGACCUCUCUCCCCUCCCCUGCCCCUGCCCCUCCCACCUCCCUGCACCGCCAAACCCCUCGCUCCCGCCUCCUCCUCCGCCGCUCUAAGAUCUGGUCUCUCGCGGCCCUGCGGCGCGCCCCGAGCUCGUCGCCUCGCGCGCACGCGAGCUUCCCUGCCCACCCGGACACGAGCCGACGAGCGAGCCCCCCAUUGCGGCGCCCCGUUUCCCCCGCACGCGGCGGCAGGGCGCGGAGAGCGAGUCCGGCAGUCCGCGCGCGCCUGUUCGUGAUGGGGCGGUGCUGGCGCCGGGGCUGAUGCGGAGGCCGCUGCCAUGUCGGACGUCUCGUUGGAUCUCGGCGGCAUCCGGGCGGGGCCCGUGGAGCGUGACAUCGAGCAGAUCAUCAUCUAUCGCCUGCGUGCUCUCAGCCCGCGUUGGGCGGAUUGAUUUCCCCUCCCCGGUCCAUGGUUCUACCGUGGGUGCAACUGAGAUGUGGAUGGGCAGCGCCUACGUGCUCUCUGCCCACGCGUAGCGCGGAAUUUUGGGCCAGCUCGUGCUCUUUGUGUGCGGACGUGAAAUGGUGCCUGAUUCCGGCGGAAUUCAUGGUCCUUGAUGCUGUGGUUCGAUGGUUUUCUUCUUACGUGCUACAUUGAAGCUCAGACUGGACAUUACAGGUCGCUGUUCCCCUUCCUCUGCUGAAAUUCCGGGAGGCCAUCACUGCUCUCAAGAAAGGAGCAUACUUGCUGAAGUACGGACGUAGAGGAAAACCAAAGUUUUGUCCAUUUAGGUUAUCCAAUGAUGAAUCUGUACUGAUAUGGUUCUCAGGGAAAGAAGAGAAACAUCUAAGGUUGAGCCAUAUAUCCAAGAUAAUUCCUGGGCAACGGACUUCAAUUUUUCAGAGGUAUCCACGGCCUGAGAAAGAAUGCCAGUCUUUUUCUCUAAUUUCACAUGAUAGGUCAUUGGAUGUAAUAUGCAAAGAUAAAGAUGAAGCUGAAGUAUGGUUCGCUGGGCUGAAAACACUGAUUUCACGUUGUCACCAAAGAAAAUGGAGAACUGAAUCUAGAAGUGAUUUGCUUUCCUCUGGUGCAACUAGUCCGAGGACUUACACACGACGGAGUUCUCCUUUGAGUUCACCUUUCAGCAGCAAUGACAGCAUCCACAAGGAUGGCAGUGACAAUUAUCGACUCCGUACUCCAUAUGGAAGCCCACCAAAGAAUGGAUUGGAGAAGGCAUUUUCUGAUGUCAUGCUGUAUGCAGUUCCUCCCCGUGGUUUCUUUCCAUCAGAUUCUAAUGCUGGAUCUGUCCAUUCUAUGUCUUCUGGACACUCGGAUAACACAAAUGGGCACCCUAGAGGCGUUCCAAUGGAUGCUUUCCGAGCCAGUUAUUCAAGUGCAGUUAGUUCAUCUAGUCAUGGUUCUGGUCAUGACGAUGGUGAUGCUUUAGGCGAUGUUUUUAUAUGGGGAGAAGGAACCGGGGAAGGAAUUCUUGGUGGUGGUGGUUCAAGAGUUGGAAGCUCCUCAGGUGCAAAAAUGGACUGCCUUGUACCAAAACCGUUAGAAUUUGCCGUGCGACUUGAUGUGCAGAACAUAUCUUGUGGAGGAAGGCAUGCUGCACUUGUUACUAAACAAGGCGAGAUAUACUCAUGGGGUGAGGAAUCAGGGGGACGGCUUGGUCAUGGUGUUGAUUGUGAUGUGUCUCAGCCAAAACUUAUUGAUGCUCUUUCUCAUAUGAACAUUGAGCUUGUAGCAUGUGGUGAAUAUCACACUUGUGCUGUUACACUAUCUGGAGAUCUUUACACAUGGGGGGAUGGCACAUUUAAAUUUGGGCUUUUAGGUCAUGGAAAUGAUAUCAGUCACUGGGUACCAAAGCACGUGAAUGGACCAUUAGAGGGCAUACAUGUUUCAUCAAUUUCAUGUGGACCUUGGCAUACAGCCGUAGUAACUUCCGCUGGACAGCUUUUCACAUUUGGUGAUGGAUCUUUUGGGGUUCUGGGCCAUGGAGAUCGUGAGAGUAUCUCGGUCCCCAGGGAAGUUGAAUCUCUCAAAGGGCUACGCACGGUGCGGGCAGCUUGUGGUGUUUGGCACACUGCUGCAGUUGUAGAAGUCAUGGCUGGGAAUUCAAGUUCUAGCAAUUGUUCUUCUGGUAAGAUAUUUACAUGGGGUGAUGGUGAUAAAGGUCGCUUAGGUCAUGGUGACAAGGGACCAAAACUUGUCCCAACUUGUGUGGCUGCUUUGGUGGAGCCCAAUUUUUGUCAGGUUGCUUGUGGGCAUUGCUUGACAGUAGCCCUAACAACUUCUGGGCAUGUGUAUACAAUGGGCAGUGCUGUCUAUGGUCAACUUGGGAAUGCACAAGCUGAUGGUAUGCUUCCUGUGCGUGUUGAAGGGAAGCUACACAAAAACUUUGUGGAGGAGAUUUCAUGUGGCGCUUAUCAUGUGGCUGUAUUGACUUCUAAGACCGAGGUGUACACAUGGGGAAAAGGUGCAAAUGGGCGGUUAGGUCAUGGCGAUACUGAUGAUAAGAAUACUCCUACAUUGGUCGAAGCACUGAAAGAUAAGCAAGUCAGAAUUGUUGUUUGUGGAAUUAAUUUCACUGCAGCAAUAUGCAUUCACAAAUGGGUAUCUGGAGUUGAUCAAUCGAUGUGCUCAGGUUGCCGUCAGCCAUUCAACUUGAGGAGAAAACGCCAUAAUUGUUACAACUGUGCUCUAGUAUUUUGUCAUUCCUGCAGCAGUAAAAAAUCCCUGAAGGCUUCAUUAGCACCUAAUACAAACAAGCCCUACCGUGUCUGCGAUACCUGCUACAGCAAACUGACAAAGGGACUUGAGACGGAUAUGCAUUCUUCAGCGAAGCGAGCUGCUACUGUACCGGGAGUCAGUGAUGCAAAUGAGGAGGAUCUGGAAACAAGGUCAAAUGCUCAACUAUCAAGGUUGUCUUCAAUGGAAUCUUUUAAGCAUUUGGAUAGCAGAUAUUCCAAGAAAAAUAAGAAGUUUGAAUUUAAUAGCACUCGUGUUUCCCCUGUGCCUAAUGGAAGUUCACAUUGGAGUGGACUAAACAUUUCAAGAUCUUUCAAUCCUGUAUUUGGAUCUUCAAAGAAGUUCUUCUCAGCAUCAGUUCCUGGAUCUAGAAUUGUUUCUAGGGCAACAUCACCGAUUUCAAGAAGAGCAAGCCCUCCACGAUCUACAACACCAACACCUACUCUGGGUGGUCUAACAUCUCCAAGAGUUGUUCCCAAUGAUGGCAAGCCAACAAAUGAUGCAUUAAGCCAAGAGGUUCUGAAUUUGAGGUCUCAGGUGGAGAGUCUUGCUAGGAAGUCUCAACUCCUGGAAGUGGAGCUGGAAAGAACUACCAAACAACUGAAGGAAGCUAUUUCUAUUGCUGGUGAGGAAACUGCAAAGUGCAAGGCAGCAAAGGAAGUAAUCAAGUCACUCACUGCACAAUUGAAGGGGAUGGCAGAGAGAUUACCUGGAGGAGCAGCCAAGAACACUAAGUUGCCACCUCUUCCUGGAAUUUUCAUUCCAAGUGACAUUCCGUCUAUGCCUACGGAGAGUGAGGGCAGCCCAAGCAGCUCUGGAGAACAAAUCAUAAAUGGUCAUAAUGGAUUGCUUACUUCUAAUGGACAAAGUUCUAUUAGGAAUAAAACGAGCCAUCCAGAAGUUGGCAAGAAUGGAGGUAGGCUGCCUGAUGCUGAAUCUUGCCACGAUGCUGAAUGGGUAGAGCAAGAUGAACCAGGUGUUUACAUUACUCUCACUGCGUUGCCUGGAGGCGCCAGAGAUCUCAAGCGGGUUCGGUUCAGCCGGAAGAGAUUCAGUGAGACACAAGCAGAACAGUGGUGGCAACAGAACCGGGCGAGGGUAUACCAGCAGUACAAUGUCCGCGUGAUUGACAAAUCGACCGCCAGUGUCAACAGUGACAUUGCGGCUAACUGACACUAGAUUGACCUGGAGAAACAUACCUGAUUACAAGCGGAGCUGAGGCCAUGUAACCUGAAGGGCUCUCUCGUCAGUCAAGCUGGGUUGCUAACGUGGCUACCAUUUUACCUACCCCCCUGAGAAGAGGUGGUUUCUGCUCCCAGGAAAACAGGAAGUUUUUUUUAUCUUCAGUUUUACAUAAUUCUUUACUCUUACCCCGACCCCCCCCCCCUUUUUUUUUCUCAUUGUGUGAAAAGUAGAGUGCUUGAGCAGAGGUAAUGUAAAUGCUUAGUAGAAGCAGGCUAAUCUAUCUUGUAAAUGCAUAAGCAAGCAUCGGUUUUAGAAUGCCUUGGGAAUCUUCCAAUAUGAUUGCAAAUGCAAAUGGCAAAUCUGGGCCAAGUAUUGAUGGUCUCUGAAGUUUGUAGUAGAGCCUGUAUGCAUAUAAAUCUGAAGCAAUCCCGAGGUCGGAAGUCGUA
Messenger RNA from Zea mays, 4642 nucleotides. Its product is annotated as Putative regulator of chromosome condensation (RCC1) family protein. The coding region runs from base 1506 to 4184 and encodes 892 amino acids. The transcript is spliced from 10 exons. The record is from RefSeq and is a predicted model, not a curated record. Gene Ontology annotation, molecular function: metal ion binding. NCBI's taxonomy places the organism in Eukaryota, Viridiplantae, Streptophyta, Magnoliopsida, Poales, Poaceae.